AUGGUAUCCUGGCCAAUUCCGAUUCCCGACAAUUGCCCUUUCACUUUUGCAAACCUCCCUUUUGGUGUUUUUAGCACAACUGCCAACAAUGAGAAACACAUCGGUGUUGCUAUUGGGGAUUUUAUCAUUGAUUUAUCUUCACUAGAGUAUCACUUGGAUGAUCCAAGUUUCGAGUGUCUGGGUAGAGACCCGAUGUUUCAAAAUGGUGACCUUGAAAGGUUUGCGAGCUUACCUGCCGAGAUACAGAAACAAUGGCGAGAAAUGAUGAUCAGUUGGCUGAAUGACCCAGAAUCGCUAUUGUUCAAGAGCGAGACAGGAAACGUAACUAAAUUCGUUGCCAUGGAGGAUGCCAUUAUGCAUCUGCCUUUUGCAAUUGGCGCUUUCACAGAUUUCAUGUGCUCAGAUAUCCAUAUUGAAAACUGCAGUAGACUCGCUGGGGGAUCUAUACCACCGGGUCAUUACAACUUUCCUCUAGGCUACAAUGGCAGAGCCUCCUCUGUGAUUGUUUCAGGCCAGCAAGUUCAUCGACCACAAGGUGUUGUGAGUAGCAAGCAAGAUUCGUCAUACAAAUACCAACCGAGUAAGAUGGUAGACUACGAGGUAGAGAUAGGAAUACUCAUCGGGAAGCAUCUGCCGCUUGGUAAAGUUAUUACUGCGGAUGAGGCUGAUGAGUAUAUUUUUGGAUUUGUUUCUCUAAAUGACUGGUCUGCCAGAGACAUCCAAUUUACAGAAAUGAUUCCUCUCGGUCCGCUCAAUGGCAAAAGCUUUGCUACAAGCAUAUCACCUUGGGUGGUUACGUUUGAAGCGAUGAAACCACACCGGUGCCCCUCUACUGUAGUAGAUUUGCGAGAUGGAGGAUUGGCUGGCGUACCGCACAUGUGCCACGAGAAGAUCGAUUCUACAUGGGACCUCGAAGUCGAAGUGUCGGUAUUGAGAACGAGUCUGUAUGGGCAGAAACCAAUCUUGACAACUCGCUCUAAGCUAUGUGAUCUUCGCUGGUCUCCCGGUCAGAUGUUAGCGCAUCUCUCUUCUUCCGGUUGCGGUUUCAAAAUCGGAGACCUUGUCGGCACAGGUACCAUAUCAUCCCCAGUAAGUGGCUAA
Molecule: messenger RNA, 1101 nt
Organism: Fusarium venenatum
Lineage: Eukaryota; Fungi; Ascomycota; Sordariomycetes; Hypocreales; Nectriaceae
Product: putative 2-hydroxyhepta-2,4-diene-1,7-dioate isomerase
Biological process (GO): L-tyrosine catabolic process; L-phenylalanine catabolic process; homogentisate catabolic process
Molecular function (GO): fumarylacetoacetase activity
Source: RefSeq, a predicted model, not a curated record